Molecule: messenger RNA, 384 nt
Organism: Opisthorchis viverrini
Lineage: Eukaryota; Metazoa; Platyhelminthes; Trematoda; Opisthorchiida; Opisthorchiidae
Exons: 2
Source: RefSeq, a predicted model, not a curated record
AAUAUUCGAACUUCUUUACGAAUUCGUCUGGCCCUCACUCGUUCCGAAUUAACUUCUCCUGACUCAACAGAAGAACUGUUCAACAGCAUAGACGAGCUUGUUCAACUACUGGACGAUGUAUCCUUUGACUCCAGUCAACCUAUCAAGCCGGCAAAGAACACCGUCAGGUCACCUCCCGGUUCCAUCCUGGCCGUUUUGAACCGCCUCCUAAUCUCCUGGCGGUUUGUCGGUGUGUCGGACUCCGGUGCAAGGGCUUCCUUCGCGGCGGCCCAGUCCAUCUUCGGAGUACCCCUUCUGGCCGCUUCCAGGACCGCCUUCGCUCGGCCUCCGAGAGGAUCUUUGGCGCCGCCAACAUACUCCGUCGGGGAGGGCGCGCCGAUUCUU